Molecule: messenger RNA, 774 nt
Organism: Paraglomus occultum
Lineage: Eukaryota; Fungi; Glomeromycota; Glomeromycetes; Paraglomerales; Paraglomeraceae
Source: the annotation of a GenBank genome assembly
AUAAAAUUGGGAGAAUACGUAAACAUAUGACCCAAUCAGCGACCGUACCAACAAUUUAUAAAGGCAUCAUAUUACGACAGACCCCUUUCUCUUUCGACGGUAUGGAGCUUGAAUUAUCCAAAACCGGGAUAGUUGAAGACGCCGAAAAUUUAAAGAACGAUCAACUUGACACUGAAUUAAUUCAAACAGUCACUUUGCAAGAAGUUACUAAAGCACGGCCUGAAGAAGCAAUAUUCGAGCCCCAAGAGCUACCAACACCGACACGGCGAGAGAUUGAAUCAUGGACACCAGACCAAGUAUAUGCGCAUAUAUGUCGAGUAAUUCCAGAGAUCUUACAUGAAGACAAUGAGGAAACCAGAAAGAUUCUCAACGCAGAAAAAAUUGAUGGCAGGGCUUUUAUUCUUUGUGGUGAAGACGACUUUGCAAACAUUGAGAUUAACCACGCUGAUGCGCUCGGACGAGAAGUUUACCGAUUGAGAGUGGAAAGGUCACCAGAUUUCGAAGAUAUAGCCGAGAUGAAUGCAGAGCAAGUUGCUGCUUUUCUCAUUGCUAGAGCCAAGGAAGGUGAAUUAGAACUCCAGAAGGACGAUCUUAAUAUUAUAAGCUAUUGGAAAAUUCCAGGAAUAGCGUUAUUGCAACAGGACGAGGAAAGGCUUAUUCGUUUAGGGCUUCCCGAAAAAUCUGCUAAUUAUAUCGCAAAAGUUAUUAAUCGUAUACGAGGAGAGUAUGGAAUACUUUCAAUGCCUAUGUAUCGAAAACCUGAUGGAAUAACUG